Patiria miniata (bat star) is the source of this 871-nucleotide messenger RNA. RefSeq names its product speract receptor-like. The transcript has 5 exons. The coding region runs from base 293 to 856 and encodes 187 amino acids. Lineage: Eukaryota; Metazoa; Echinodermata; Asteroidea; Valvatida; Asterinidae. The record is from RefSeq and is a predicted model, not a curated record. Gene Ontology annotation, molecular function: peptide receptor activity; guanylate cyclase activity. Gene Ontology annotation, biological process: receptor guanylyl cyclase signaling pathway; intracellular signal transduction; cGMP biosynthetic process.
GUUAAAGCCUCUUAGAAUCUAUUAUCUACAACAUAGUUUUAGCUCCAGCUCUAUGUCGAAUUCCUGAUGAGCAUUGGAGCUGGAGUUACUCAAGAUAGGGGGUUUCCCAAGCUAGAGUUUCUCAAGCUACACGAUCGCCAAAACUUCAAACUCUUGUAGUUCUAAACUACACCAGUAUUGCCGUUAUUUAUUGUAUGGUUGUUGUUUUUUGUCCUUGUGGUUUUUGUUUGUCAUAGUUCUUGGCUUGGGUACCUAUGAAGACGAGAAGGCCACUAAGGCAUACAAGGCGGUCAUGAUCUUAACGCCUAAGACCCGACAAGAACACCGGCUAUGUGUACAAGGACUGGGCAUGGAACGUCAGGAUACUGUUCAACUCGCUCCAUUCUUCGGAACUGGCAGAUACGUCGUUAACUUGUUGAAUGCCUUGUACACGCUGUUCGACGCCAUCAUUUCCAACUAUGACGUUUACAAGGUUGAAACCAUCGGUGAUGCCUACAUGUUGGUCUCCGGCCUACCGCUCCGUAAUGGCAACCGUCAUGCCGGUAUGAUCGCCUCGGCUGCAUGGCAUCUCCUGGAGGGUGUUAGUAGUUUCAUCGUGCCGCACAAACAAGAGGAGAAACUCAAACUCCGAAUCGGUAUUCACUCAGGAUCUUGUGUGGCGGGUGUAGUUGGCCUGACCAUGCCUCGAUAUUGCCUCUUUGGUAACACGGUCAACACAGCGUCUCGUAUGGAGUCUAAUGGACUCGCGCUCAAGAUUCACGUGAGUCCUGAAUGCAGACAGGUACUGGAAGAACUUGGAGGAUACAAUCUAGUAGAGAGAGGACUGGUUGCCAUGAAGGUAUGGCAUUUAUUUUGAUUGCGUAGAUCCUUU